GGAGAAGGAGAGAGCGCACGAAGAGAAAAGCAGAGCUUAGUGGCAAGGCAGCAGCGCCGCUGACACGAGUGAAGGGACCCCGUGGCUGUUUCCACCACCCCGCUCUUCUCUCAGCUUAACCUGCGCCUUCUCACACGGACUUCGACAUCGGGACUAGAGGCUGUAAACCCACCGACCUUUCGCUUUUUGUGGACUCGUUAGAUUAAUCAGCAGAUACCUGAGGUGGAAGUGGGGGGGUUCUCAUUUCCCCCACCGUGGACCCGAGGAGUUGUGUGCGUGUUUAUGUGUUUUACGCGUUGCUUGAAAUGGGGAAAAGUGGACAGAGAAGUGGAAUAGGACACGGGGCUUGCAGCUUGGUGAGGAUGUGCGCCACACCGGGGAUCCUGCUUCUCCUGGUGCUCGUACAUAGAGGAGUCGCUCAAGUGAGAGAUGAUGAUGAUUUCCUGAGUCUGAGCGAACUCCCGGAAACCUUCCCCUCCGACCCUCCAGAGCCCUUACCUCACUUCCUGUUUGAACCCGAGGAAGGCUACAUUGUCAAGAAUAAACCUGUCAAUCUGUACUGCAAAGCAACGCCUGCCACGCAGAUUUACUUCAAGUGCAACAGCGAGUGGGUCCAUCAGAAAGACCACACUGUGGAGGAAAGAGUGGACGAAAACUCAGGUUUGGUUGUAAGAGAAGCCAGUAUAGAAAUAACACGGCAGCAGGUUGAGGAGUUGUUUGGUCCUGAAGAUUACUGGUGCCAGUGCGUGGCCUGGAGCUCUGCUGGAACCACCAAAAGCCGGAAGGCACACGUACGCAUUGCAUACCUGAAGAAGUCAUUUGAACAGGAACCCCUGGGAAAGGAAGUAUCUCUGGAGCAGGAAGUGCUGUUACAGUGCCGCCCUCCGGAGGGCAUACCAGCUGCUGAGGUGGAAUGGUUGAAGAAUGAAGAGAUAAUUGACCCAGCAGAGGACAGAAACUUCUACAUCACUAUUGACCACAACCUGAUCAUCAAACAGGCACGUCUGUCAGACACAGCCAACUACACAUGUGUGGCCAAAAACAUUGUGGCCAAAAGACGAAGCACCACAGCAACUGUCAUUGUUUAUGUGAAUGGUGGAUGGUCAACAUGGACAGAGUGGUCGGUGUGUAACAGUCGUUGUGGACGAGGCUUCCAAAAAAGAACCCGCAGCUGCACCAACCCCGCCCCUCUUAAUGGAGGACUGCCUUGUGAUGGACAGGCCAUACAGAAACUGCCCUGUACCACACUGUGCACUGUUGACGGUGUGUGGACAGAUUGGAGUAAGUGGUCAGCGUGUGGGACAGAGUGUACCCAGUGGAGGAGAAGGGAAUGCAACAACCCAGCACCUAAAAACGGAGGAAAGGACUGCGAGGGGCUGGUGCUCCAGUCUCAGAACUGUACCGACGGACUCUGUAUGCAAAGUUCAUUGUUUCAGAAGUCCACUGAGCCCAAAGAAACGAAUGAUUUGGGAAUCCCAUCUGCUCCAAGUACAGAUGAUGUGGCGCUCUACGUGGGCAUUGUCAUCGCAGUGAUUAUGUGCCUGGUCAUCUCUGUCAUCGUGGCGCUCUUUGUCUACCGCAAGACACACCGUGACUUCGACUCAGACAUCAUUGACACCUCCGCACUAAACGGAGGCUUCCAGUCUGUUAAUAUCAAAACAGCCAGAUCAGCUGAUCUAUUGACAGCUCCUCCUGACUUGACAAAUGCAGCUGCCAUGUAUCGUGGUCCAGUGUAUGCCCUCCAUGAUGUGUCAGAUAAAAUCCCAAUGACCAACUCUCCUCUGCUGGAUCCUCUUCCUAACUUGAAGAUCAAAGUGUACAACUCCUCUGGUCUGGUUACACCACAGGACGACCUCGGAGGAGACUUUACAUCCAAACUGUCUCCUAAGGUUACUCAGUCUCUGUUGGAUAAUAGCGACACCAUGAAUCUUCGCAACCAGAGCCUGGCCCGGACACGAGACCCCUCAUGUACCGCUCACGGAUCCUUCAACAACCAAGGGGGACACCUCAUCGUACCCAACUCUGGUGUGAGUUUGUUGGUUCCAGCGGGUGCUGUUCCUCAGGGUAGGGUGUACGAGAUGUAUGUGACCGUGCACAGGAAGGACAGCUUGAGACCCCCGGUAGAGGACAUCCAGACAGUGCUGAGCCCAGUGGUGAGUUGUGGACCUCCAGGAGCCCUGCUGACCAGACCAGUGAUCCUCACCAUCCACCACUGUGCUGACAAUGUCCAGGAAGACUGGCUGAUACAGCUCAAGAACCAACUGGCAAUGGGAGAGUGGGAGGAUGUGGUUGUAGUGGGAGAGGAAAACUUCACCACCCCCUGCUAUGUGCAGAUGGACUCGGAGGCAUGUCACAUCUUAACAGAGACACUGGGGACUUACUGCCUGGUGGGCCAGUCAAUCUGCAAGGCAGCCGCCAAAAGGCUCAAACUGGCUGUUUUUGGACCCGUAUCCUGCACAACUUUGGACUAUCACAUCAGGGUCUAUUGUCUUGAUGACACACAGGAUGCACUCAAGGAGGUUCUUCAGAUGGAGACCCAGAUGGGAGGGAAGCUUCUGGAUGAGCCAAAGACUCUGAAUUUUAAAGACAGCACACACAAUCUGAGACUGUCAAUCCAUGAUGUGCCACACACACACUGGAAGAGCAAACUCAUUGCAAAGUAUCAGGAGAUCCCAUUCUACCAGGUGUGGAGUGGUAGUCAGAGAACUCUUCACUGUACCUUCACCCUGGAGAGACUGAGCCCAGCCACCACAGAGAUCAGCUGCAAACUGUGUGUACGGCAGGUGGAAGGAGAAGGACAGAUCUUUCAGCUCAGCAACACAUUGGAGGAGGAGGUCCAAUGCAUAGAUACGUCCCUGAUGGACCCUGCCAGUAAUAUCACAACCUUAGUGGGACCCAAUGCCUUCCGCAUUCCUUUAUCCAUCAGACAGAAGCUGUGUGGCAGUCUAGAUGCACCACAGACCAGAGGCAAUGACUGGAGGAUGCUGGCCCACAAACUCAACCUUGACAGGUACCUGAACUACUUUGCCACUAAGUCCAGUCCAACAGGCGUGAUCCUGGAUCUCUGGGAGGCCCAGCACUUCCCCGAGGGAGACCUAAAUGAACUGGCUGCUGUGCUGGAAGAGAUGGGUCGCCAUGAUGGUAACUUUGCCUCCAUGACAACAGAACACUGACGAGGCAAAAUGGUCCCCAUGACAAUGACAGAACUUUGGUGUGAAUUACAAGUGAAUUCUCUACAGUUGAUGCUGCAGCAAGGACAAUGAACAAAUUAGAUGCGGGCAAAAGAAAAGUUGUCACCAUGGUGAUUGAGCACUGGUUAAAUACCAUGGCAAUCCUGCCGACUUGGUAAUGGACGAGAAAUGCUCGAGCUGGUGCUAAAAACUAUGUGCUUAUCUUUGUGUGUUUAUUUGAACAACGUUGCAGUGUUGUGUGUUACCGAAAGAGACAUAACCCAACCUACAACGCAAACAGUCUAUCAGGAACAAACAAAACAUACACAUGCCUAAAAAAAGACCUUGUUUGGUGUACAACACUAGUUGUUCUCUUGCUGUUUCUUUAUACUGAGCAAAGAGAAGCAGAGAAAAUAAGCAACAGAGGUGCUGACCUUGAAAACCUCUACAGGAAUUGAACAGAAUCAUAAAGGGAGAGAAGCUAAAAUGAUUACAAAAGAGUUGGAGAAAGCAGAGUAAGGAAAAAGAGAGAGUGAGAUCAUCUGUGAGAACAGAAUGGAAAACAGAUAAUGAAAGAGGGUAGAUAAAGACAUGAUCCCUCACUUGUCCUGCGAGCCUUGGCUGUACGUGUUUUGCCAGUACAGUUUGUUGUCUUUAUAUCGUUUCCUAGGGAACGCUCUAUGUAUUCUGCUGUCCAUAUGUGUGGAUCAUUUCCCGCCAACAGAAUUUGCUACAUGGUGACCGUCAAUCAAAGGGGUCUGACCAGAAACAAGCCCGAGACUACAGGUUUCUUCUUUUUUAGCUGAUGUGAGGUUUAAAUUUGUGUUUUAUUUAGAAUGAAGCUUGUGGCUUUCCUCUAAAAUGCCUGAAGAUAUUAAAUCAUCAUGACCACAGGGAGUCCAGAAGACAGGCAUGAAAUUGUUAUGAAUUUGUCUGUUUUGAGGUAUAUUUGCACUUAUGAUAAACAGAUAAGGAGGGCAGAGAUGCAGACUGUCCAGACUGUCAGUCAUUCCCACUAAGUUAGCCUUAACUAAUUUUAAAAUUGUUAGAGGUUUCACCGCAACAUCCAAACAAGGAUGAGCUACAAAUGCAUCCUUUAACUACAAUUGAGCAUUUUUUUUGUUUUUGUUUUUGUUUUUUUGCUGCUGCUGCUCCGUUCCUCCACAAAAAGAACUUGUUUGGAUGGAGUUGUAGUACAGACAUAGACUCAAUGCAGGGUGGGAAAUUCAAGCCAUGGCUACCACAUUUGGUUAACCACAACCUCUAAUUCAGGAGUCUGUCUUAAGGACUGCUGGGGCUUGUUUCUGGACAGAGUCCAACUCAGAGAGCAGAGUGAGAAAGCAAAAGGGGAUGAUCUAGAGGUGAAGACACAAAUGUUUUUAAAUACAGUACUAUACAAACUACCAUAGUAAUAUGUGAUAGUGAGUUAAAUACAGCUGAUAUCAUUCAUUACCGCUAAAUGUACACAAUAUACUAAUUUUAUCAAUCAUAUUUUAAUUUACUAAAAUAUAUAUAGCCUACAUAUAUAUUCUAUAUUUCUGUCAUAUUUUCAGUGUCUCAUCAUCAAGGGUGUCAGUUGUGUUAUCUGCCAUCAGGCCACAUGUGAUUUCAUUUGUGAUCACCAUGACUUGAUCAUGGUCACUAGCACCAUCCAGUGGCUUUUGAAGA
Plectropomus leopardus (leopard coralgrouper) is the source of this 4838-nucleotide messenger RNA. It is a transcript of the gene unc5ca, whose product is annotated as unc-5 netrin receptor Ca. Gene Ontology annotation, molecular function: netrin receptor activity; protein binding. The record is from RefSeq and is a predicted model, not a curated record. Gene Ontology annotation, biological process: netrin-activated signaling pathway; axon guidance. Gene Ontology annotation, cellular component: membrane. Lineage: Eukaryota; Metazoa; Chordata; Actinopteri; Perciformes; Serranidae.